Molecule: messenger RNA, 1119 nt
Organism: Adineta ricciae
Lineage: Eukaryota; Metazoa; Rotifera; Eurotatoria; Adinetida; Adinetidae
Source: the annotation of a GenBank genome assembly
AUGGAAGAUUUAAAUAAAAUUAAUUUCAAUCCGAUCUAUCAGAACAAAUCACGAGGUAUUUCUUUACUCUUCGAAAAUUCCGGACAAAAUAGAGUGAUUCGUUUACCCAAUGCACAGAUUAUGCCAUUUCUACGUUAUUUCAACAACACUUUCAACGCACAGAGUCACAUAAGUCUAAAUUCUCAACGAUCCUACGAUUUAUUUGCUGAUGGUGAGGAUAUGUUAUCAUGGCCAUUUAUGCAAAACAAUGCAUUUUCCCCGCGAAACUUACAAAGAAUAAUCAUCUUUUGUCAAGAUGAUGCUGAAAAGAGAUUUUACAGAAAAUGGGCAAAUCGUUUUCCUCAAAUUGUUCGGAUAUUGCAUAUAAAUGAACUUGAUGAAAAUGUUCUACGACUUGGUAUUUAUCACAUUCAAAACUUGAGAUUUCACGUGUCCGAAGACAGUAUUUUAAAUCGUUAUCAACAAGAUUACCUUGCACUCUGUCGAGCUUUGGGAGAUACAUUCAAUGCACGAAUAACUAUCGCAAAUGACGAAAUUUCUACUGGGAUGGCUGCCCUAAAUAACACAUACUACGAUCCAAUCUACUCCCAAAGACGUUUAGCAAUGGCGAUGCUACUCAAUAAUGCUGAAGAGCCCGACAUUACCGCUCAUUUAUCUCAUAUACAUCUCAUGACAUUUCUACGGCAUUUUCCUAAUCCGGAUCUUGCAAGACAAGAAAUGAGUAAUUCUCCUCAAACGAGUUUUAGAUUAUAUAUAUCUCCAAACUAUAUGUUACAAUGCUCUUUUGCUGAUCACAAUACAAUUUCACCUGCAAAUCUCAACAGAAUCGUUAUGUUUUAUUCAGAUCUCGUUGGUGAACAUUCUGCUUCACGAUGGAGAAUACGUUUUCCGCAAAUUAUUAGGCCAUGGUCGAAAAACAUUCUCGAACUACAUAUUUUACUGAAAGGAUGUCGACUUAUUGAAGAAUUGUGUCCCGAAGUCGAGGAAAAUGCUAUUCAGAAUCGCAUGGAAGACGAUCGUACACGCAUUUUUGAAGCUCUAAAUAUGGCAUCUGGUGCUUUAAUCGAAAAUGCCAAUGCGCAAAUUGCAAUGGGUGUUCAACCCGACGAAGUCAAUUAA